AUGCCCUCGGAGCGCAGGGACGUCCUGGUGCUACUCCCCACGCGGGAACGGCUGCGGCUGGCCGUGGGGGUGCAGGCCGCCGGGCACGAGCUCUUUCAGCAGGUGUGCGACCUGGCCGGCAUCAGAGAAGCCCACUUCUUUGGCCUCAGUGUGAUAAGAAACAGCGAGCAUGUCUUCAUGGAUUUGGAGCAGAAACUCAGCAAAUACUUCUCAAAGGACUGGAAGCAAGAACGGCAUAGAGGAAGUGGCAGGCCUGGUGCCCCCUUCGUGGCCUUCCUCAGGGUGCAGUACUACGUGGAAAACGGAAGGCUUAUCAGCGACAGGGCAGCCAGGCACCUGUACUACUGCCACCUGAAGGAGCGGGUGCUGCGGUCCCAGUGCACCCACCGGGAGGAGGCCUACUUCCUGCUGGCUGCCUACGGGCUGCAGGCCGACUUGGGCAGUUACCGCGAGCAGGCACACUCGGGCCGCUACUUUGAGCCGCAGGCCUACUUCCCACAGUGGAUCAUCGCCAAGAGGGGCAGCGCCUACAUCCUCAGGCACGCGCCCACCCUGCACCGUGAUCAGCGGGGCCUGAGCACCAAGGAGGCCGUGCUACGCUUCAUCCGGGAGGCCUGCCGGCUGGAGGACGUACCCGUCCAUUUCUUCAGGCUGUACAAGGAUAAGAAGGAGGACCGACCUACCAUUGUCCUGGGACUGACCCUCAGAGGAGUACAAGUCUAUCAGGGCAAGAAGUUUGAGCUCUGGCCGGACGGGCUGCCCGCGGCCCGGAAGCUAGUGUACCGCACUGGCUGUUCCCGGCGCUCCCGCCACCUGCUGCACCUGCUCAGCACCAGCCACCAGCUGCACCUGACCCUGCAGCCCGCGCUGCAGCAGCUGCGGCAGCUGGAGGAGGCCCAAGAGAAGUGCUACCGGGAGUCCUGCGUCAGCGACGAGCUGGAGCUGGAGCUGGGCCCGGCCAGCAGGGCGCCCCCCGGCUCCCCUGGCAGCGGGGACAAUAGGGACGGAGGCUGGCAUCCCCCGCACCGCCUCUUACUCCUCUCGUCUGGCAGCCACUGCAGCUCCCACUCAUCGGGCAUCGAGGCCGACUCCCAGCUGGCAGGGCCCGUGGAGCCCGGGGAGAUGUCGGUGGAUGAGCCUGUCGUCGGGGCUGCAGCGCUCCACGGGGAGGAGCUGCCCAGCAGCUCCAGCACCAGCCAGAGCAGCCGUGGCACAGUUGGUGGCGGCAGAGGUGGGCCUGCGGGCGACACCCGGGACCAGGGGGAAGGGGCCCCUCCACCACAGGGCCUGGGACCAGAGAAGGGAGGACAGGGCCCUCCCUGCAAGACGUGGUGGCUGGUGGUCCUUCAGUCCCCCUGCCGCUGGUAA
This is a messenger RNA of Lipotes vexillifer (Yangtze River dolphin), 1368 nucleotides long. RefSeq names its product FERM domain containing 1 (gene FRMD1). The record is from RefSeq and is a predicted model, not a curated record. NCBI's taxonomy places the organism in Eukaryota, Metazoa, Chordata, Mammalia, Artiodactyla, Lipotidae. Gene Ontology annotation, biological process: positive regulation of hippo signaling. Bases 1 to 1368 code for a protein of 455 amino acids. Gene Ontology annotation, cellular component: cytoplasmic side of apical plasma membrane; cytoskeleton. The transcript has 10 exons.